Cuscuta campestris is the source of this 1710-nucleotide messenger RNA. NCBI's taxonomy places the organism in Eukaryota, Viridiplantae, Streptophyta, Magnoliopsida, Solanales, Convolvulaceae. The record is from the annotation of a GenBank genome assembly.
AUUAAUAAUAAAGUAAAUAUAUUUGAUGAAUAUGGGCGGGCCUGUUGGCCCAAAUGGGCUAAAAGUAACUUCCAUAUCCGCCCAUAUACAAUUCGGAUUUGGGCAGGCCCGCCCAUUUGGGUACUAAAGGUUGUCCAUAUCCGUCCUUUUUAAAGGGCGAGUUGGGCGGGCCGAACGGGCCGACCCUUGUUUGCACAGGUCUAAAAUCUUCCAAAUCUUUCUAUUAUCUCUAUCAAAGUGUUAUGGCUUCCCUUCUCACAUCAACCAACAAACCGUCUUUCUCUCCACCACUCCCGACAACCAUAGUUGUUUCUGUUGUGCUGUUGUUCCUCCUCCAACAAACCACCAAUGUCUCCUGCGAGCUUCACCUCCUUCCCGAUGUAUUCCAAGGCGCCGUUUGCCUUGACGGCAGCCCGCCCGCCUAUGAAUGGGAAGCCGGGAAAGGCCGCCAUGGGGCGAGCAACUGGCUGGUUUACCUCCAAGGCUCCGGCUGGUGCCUGAACACCUCCGCCCAUCGCACUCCCGAUGGCGCCGUCCAAAGCUGUGCAGAACGGGCGAAGACCCACCUUGGUUCUUCCAGCCGCAUGAAGCCUUUUGAGUUCUCCAGCCACCCCAUUCUUUCUCCCCGGUCCAAUGAUAGUUUUUUCUAUGAUUGGAACCGGGUGGUGGUGAGAUCAUGUGACGGGGGAUCCUUUUCUGGUGACGCCGACAUGCCCGAUCCCGUCACGGGUCUUCACUACCGUGGCGCGAGGGUAUUCCGCGCUGUCGUGGAGGACCUGAUGGCGAAGGAGUUGAAAAAUGCCCGGAAUGUCCUCCUCGCCGGGGGUUCUUCCGGCGGGCUCGGGGUCAUGGUGCACUGUGACAGGUUUCGGCGCCUAUUCUCGAGGAAUGUCAGGGUGAAGAAGUGUUACACUGAUAGUUCCCUCUUCCUCCACGUCGGAGACCCCCGUCGGGCGAGGUUCUUCAACGACGUCUUCGGAAACGUUGUGGGUGUGCACCGUCCGGACAAUGCGUUGCCCGGACGGUGCACUUCGAGGAUAGGCGUGGAAGCGUGUAUCUUCCCGCGGAACCUGGUGCGGUAUAUUGAAUCGCCGUUGUUCAUUUUGAACUCGGAGUUCGAUUCGUUCCAGGUGACGAACACGUUCUCCAAGGCCUUGCAUGAGAAUGUCAUGCACCACAACGUUAGCCGGAGCGACAUGGCACUCCUCCGAGACUUUCGGGCCCAAACAAUCGGAGCACUGCCUCGACCAAGUAGCACGAAGGGGUAUCUACUCACAUCCCUCUUCAUGCAUAGUCUCGGAACAGCGCAGGGCUACAAAGGGCCAAUGUUUCCGGGGAGAAAGUCCAUGUCUUUUGAGAGUGCGUUGGUCGAUUGGUUUUUCGAUCGAGCGACCAAUGUCCAUCUCAUAGACCCCGCGAAACAGCCCUUUUAUUUAUCGCCCCGUGGAGUUGAGGAGGUGACGUCAACUUAAAUAAAUGAAUUUAAUUAGUUGAUGUGAAUAAUGUGUAAUUAGCAAUGUGUCCUUAACUACUUAUUAAUGAAUAUUAUUUAGCUAUUGUGUUCUUAAUUAAUCUCCUCAUUCCUUAAUUAUUGUCUGAUUAAGUUUUUGUUCCGGAACACUGUCAUGGGGCUCUAUAUCAAAUCUCUCUCAUGGGAUUCACUGGUACUCUCCUAAUAGUCCUCCAUUCUAAUCAAUAGUUAAAAUUCAA